This is a messenger RNA of Drosophila kikkawai, 300 nucleotides long. The record is from RefSeq and is a predicted model, not a curated record. Lineage: Eukaryota; Metazoa; Arthropoda; Insecta; Diptera; Drosophilidae.
AUGAGGCUUCUACUCGCACUGACUGUGGCCCUUUUGGCCAUCUACUUGCUCCCAGUUGAUUGUGCCUCUUCGGAUUCAGACUCAAGUGCAGGAACUGCUACAGGCACUGGUACGGGAACUGGAACAGGCACGGGAACAACAACUUCCACGACAACAGUGGCUUCCACAACGACGACGACCACAUCGACCCCAGUCACCCACAGGACUCUCCAUCACCGCAGGCGGCGCAUCAGUCGGAGGAUCAAUCGCAGACGCAACAAAAGACGCGAUACCGAGGAGAGGAGGCGUCGCAGGGGUUAA